AUGCCUAAUGAGAAAAAGUUUAGUAAUGUAUCACUAAAAAGUCAAUGUGUUGGUACUGGAAUGAUUGCAAUCUAUCUGGUGAUUGAGGAAGAACUUGCCAAUUUGAGAAUGAAUAAUAAAGAUAAUAAUAUAGAAAACUCUUCUUUUUAUAUUCUUUACCUUUUGAAAGAAGAAAAUAAUGCUUGA
Messenger RNA from Ambispora leptoticha, 186 nucleotides. NCBI's taxonomy places the organism in Eukaryota, Fungi, Glomeromycota, Glomeromycetes, Archaeosporales, Ambisporaceae. The record is from the annotation of a GenBank genome assembly.